UUUUGCAAAAACAUCCAUGUAGUUUAGUAUAUUCAACCCAAAGCCCUUUAAACAAACACAUCACGCCAGAUCCCCUUCCUCUUCCCCACACACGAGCGGGCGCGCCGCCGCUGUCGCCUUCCUCGCGGAGUCCGUGGCCGUAGGAUCCCCUUCCUCUUCCCCAUGCACGAGCGGGCGCACCGCCGCCACUGCCUGCCUCCUUCCUCGCGGAGUCUGCGACUAAGGGAUCGGUUGGGGCGCAUCAGAUCGAGGCCGGCCUUCGGUGGGGUGCAGUGAGCUCGGGGCAGGAGGCAACUCGAUGAAGAGGAGAUGGGGCGUGGCGCUCCCCUCCUGGUGCGACGCACGACGGAAGGAGGAGGGGUUCGUCCCAAGACGGGAGCUGAGGCCGACGGCGCCCUCUACACAAGCCUCACCAGCGGUGCGGCGGGAGAGCUCCGACCCGUCCAUAGGUGCGCCGAUGCAGGGGUCACCGCCAUCUUCGUCAGGCCACAAGAGUACUCUAGUAACAACCACUGGACGGCAGGUGAAUUCUUUGAAGAUGGUAGAGAACUGGAUCGUGAAGCAACCGCGGAAGAAAUGAAGAUGUUGCAAUACAAUGCUCAAGCUUGCGAUAUUCUCUUCAAUGGAUUGUGUCUCGAAGAAUUCAACAAAAUCAGCCGUCUUGAGAAUGCAAAGGAAAUUUGGGAUACUUUGGUUGAUAUGCACGGAGGUACCGAGUCCGUCAAGGAAUCCAAGUUGGAUGUGCUUCAAAGUUAACUUGACAAGUUCAAGAUGAAGGAUGCUGAAGGAGUCACCAAAAUGUACUCUAGGUUUGCUCUCAUCACAAAUGAGAUUGCCGGCUUAGGAAGUGAAGAGAUGACCGACCAAUUCAUCAUCAAGAAGAUCCUUAGGGCCUUGGAUGGAAAAUAUGAUACCGUUGAAGGAAAUAUGCCCUAGAGGCAAUAAUAAAGUUGUUAUUUUAUAUUUCCUUAUUCAUGAUAAAGGUUUAUUAUUCAUGCUAGAAUUGUAUUGAUCAGAAACUUAA
Molecule: messenger RNA, 1024 nt
Organism: Triticum aestivum (bread wheat)
Lineage: Eukaryota; Viridiplantae; Streptophyta; Magnoliopsida; Poales; Poaceae
Exons: 3
Coding region: 310-756 (148 amino acids)
Source: RefSeq, a predicted model, not a curated record